CUGCCGCUCCAAAAUGAGAGGCUCAAAUAGUUCCAGGAUAAUAACAUGGCCCAUGCAGCACUAACCAAUUUCUUGACUCCAAAAUCAAUUAAAUUGCUAUCCUAUGAAGAAAAAGCAGCAACAGCAAGAGCAGCGUGUUGAUGAUGGUGAAAAUGAACAUGAUCUGGAGAUCAUCAAGGCAGUAGCACAAGCAUGGUAUGCCAAUUCCAGCAGCUCUAAGUCAUCACCAACUGAAUUUGAUGCCCACCGGCGAAAUUUCAAGGGCAAGCCUAGCAGAUUCAAGCUUGAAGCUGCAAGAAAAGCAUCAUCAGGUGACGAAUAUGGCAGUAGUAGUACAAGUAGUAAUUGGGAUUUUGGCCAAUCCCUUUGGGAUUCUUAUGAGAUUGUUACAAUUUCAAGAAGGUUGGAAAGAGGUUUAGUUUUGGAUCAUACAUUCUCUGAAGAGGAUGAUGCAGGGCAUGUUUUCAAGAAGAGGAAAGAGAGUAAGAAUAGCCUCAGGAAUUUACUUAAUAGGAUAUCCUCUAGGAGAUUUAAUGAACCACUUGCACCCCAAGAAGAAGGAAAUCAGUCUCUUGAUAAGCCUGGAUGAUGGCUCAAAUUUUUAGGCUUCUUUUUUCAUAUCUUGCUUUCAAUUGAAUUGAAUUGGGUGACAAAUUAUUUAGUUGCAAUAUAUUUUUAGUGCUUAUUUUUUUUUCUUAAAAAAAGUGUGGCAAGAAGGAAGGCAAAUUGGACAUGUGUGUCAUUUAAUCUGAAGCUCAGGAACCAUGAAUAGAUGCAUUUUAAUUUAGUAACAAUUAGUUUGCAAUUACAGUCAAUGAUGCAAUUGAAGCUUCUGGGGCUAUGAUUAUCAAUGAAAAAUACA
Molecule: messenger RNA, 862 nt
Organism: Coffea eugenioides
Lineage: Eukaryota; Viridiplantae; Streptophyta; Magnoliopsida; Gentianales; Rubiaceae
Exons: 1
Coding region: 104-589 (161 amino acids)
Source: RefSeq, a predicted model, not a curated record